GUGACUUAAUAAAUAAAUUUUAGACCUGUAUAGGGUGUGUUUUGUAAAUAGUGUACAAUGGAGUGUAAUUGUGUAGCGUAUAUAGGACUUGCAAGUCUAACCUAUCUCAGUCUUCGUCUCUUAUGGGAUAUAUACUCUGGUGUCAAACUUUACUUUCUGAGCAAUUAUCCGGAUUUUCGUCAGUAUGGAGAAUGGUCUGUUAUCACUGGAGCUACUGAUGGUAUUGGAAAAGCAACUGCGAGGGUACUAGCUCAGCGAGGACAAAAAAUAGUUCUUAUUAGCAGAAACCUGGCAAAACUUCAAUCAACAGCAAAAGAAAUAGAAAACGAUUUUAACGUUGAAACAAAAAUAGUUCGUGUCGAUUUCACUCACGAUGAGUCGAUCUACGAGGAAAUCUCGUCAGAAAUUAAAGAUUUAGAUAUUGGCGUCCUUGUCAACAACAUGGGGAUUUCAUACGAACACCCUGAAUACUUUCUUCAAUUACCCGAUCUCUCCGCUACUAUCAUGAGAAUGAUCAGAGGCAACAUCAUGUCAGUGGUGAAAAUGACUGAAAUUGUGCUCCCAGGCAUGGCAGACAGAAAGAGAGGGAUCAUUCUCAACAUAACAUCAGCUGCAGCACUGAAACCAACACCUAUGCUUGCCCUCUACUCUGCUUCAAAAGAUUUCGUCAACCAUUUUUCAAAAUCUAUCGCCUAUGAAUACGAAGACCAAGGAAUAAAGAUCCAAAGUGUUAUGCCAUUCUACGUUACUACAAAAUUGUCCAAAAUCAGAGCAUCGAGUCUUCUUGUGCCGACUCCUGAAGUUUAUGCGAAGAGUAUGUUACGCGGUGCUGGAGUGACCAAAUUCACUCAUGGCUACUGGGCACAUGGCCUUGAAGGCUGGAUAGUUCGUUUGCUUCCUAAUUGGGUCUAUGCCUACAUCAUGCUGCAGAAAGGGGAGGCGAUCAGACAGAAAGCGUACAAGAAGAAAGAAUGGCAGAAGAAGAAUAACAGCGGAGAAGUAAAGAAAGAACAAUAAAUAACUUUAAAUUCAUUUGUUAUAAUUUCAAGAUGAUUUGAUUUUUAGAUUUAUGUGAGAUGAUACUUCAAUUGAGCAAUUACGUUCGGUAAAAUAAAACAUUGUAAUCUGAAAUUAUACUACUUUGAUACGGUGCUGAAAAUUUUAAGAAAAAUCAUAACCAAUCUAGUAGUAUGACAGAACAUUAGUGGUACUCCUGUAUUAUGUGAACCAAGAUGGCAGACACCGGAAUGUAGUAUGUGUACCAGGUUAGGGUUGGGCCAUAAUUUCGGGUACAAAUACUACUGGAGUCACUUGGCUAGUCUCCGAACGCAGAAUAGAACUGAAAUAAGGAAAAUUGGAGUAAAAUUUUGGCCUAACCUGGUACUCACACAUACUAUGUUCCAGUGUCAACCAUCUUCACUUACUUCGGAAGCGCCAAUAAGUGUACUGUUUAAAGGCUUACUAAUGUAACAAUAAGUGAUUCAGUUUUCGAAACAGUUGGCUAUAUUAAAUAUCAUCAUUUUUUAAUACUCGCUUGACUUUAGAUUAAUUGUAAAGUUUUGAUUAUUGCUUCAAUACAAUAAAUAAACCUAAAUUUUAAUUUAUGAAAAGUUAACUUGCCUUAUAUUCGCAGUAUCCAGAUGAAUGGUUGGGUAAUACUUUAUUCUGAUGAAGAAAUAUAUAAUAUUAUUUUAUGAAAAGCAGUUUGUGCACUUGUGUUUUAUAAUUGGUUUGUUACAGGUACUGAUUGGAAAUUGUCAAUGUAAACCAUAUCAAUGCUAGUCAUGAAUGUUUUCCAUAGUUUAGUCGUUUGCUAAUUAUUACUUAUUCAAAUGUUGAUGCAACAUAGUGUUGAAAAAGUUGUCAUGGUGAUAAAUUUUUGGGGUUGGUAUUUACUUCUCUAAUUUUAUCCUUCAUACUUUAGCCUUUUAUAUAUUUCUAUGUCAUGUUCCUUUUAAAUAAUGCUUUAUACAGGACGCUGCUAAGAUUUGC
Molecule: messenger RNA, 1992 nt
Organism: Styela clava
Lineage: Eukaryota; Metazoa; Chordata; Ascidiacea; Stolidobranchia; Styelidae
Product: very-long-chain 3-oxoacyl-CoA reductase-like
Cellular component (GO): endoplasmic reticulum
Molecular function (GO): oxidoreductase activity
Source: RefSeq, a predicted model, not a curated record